AUGGCAUCUUUAAUCAUGGAAAAAGCUCGCGAAACAGCAAUAAAUGUUCCAAAUGAUUCUCAAUGUCAAACAACAUGUCGACCAGGCAAGAAAGGCCCAGAAGGUUCAAAAGGUGAUAUCGGAUCACCAGGACAAAAUGGCGCCACGGGACGUCAGGGAGCUAAAGGAGAAGGUGGAACACCAUGUAAUUGCUCACGAUAUGAUGAGUUGGCACACAAAGUUCAAAUUCUCGAAGAAGAAAAAGCUCGAGAAUUACAACCCUUAGCAGAUGGUUGGUAUCGUGUUCCCAGUUACCCAUAUUGGUACAAAUUGGUCAAAGUAGCGUCAGACUAUCAAACUGCCAGGAAAAACUGCGAACGCAUGGGAGGCCGAUUAGCAACAACGGGUAUACGCAACCCUACUAUUCGCAGCGAUCUUGUCGGCAAUUUUAAUAGAAAAACAGAAACUUCGAUCUGGAUAGGACUUGACGACCUUAAGAAACAAAACAACUGGAAAUGGUCGGACGGAGUUUCAUCAACUUCUUCUAAUACACCAUGGAGCGAGGGUGAACCAAAUCGUCGGGAUGAAAGAUGCGCUUGCAUGCGCGAGCCUCUCCAAUAUAAGUUGAUAGAUGCCCUUUGUUCCACAAAUAAAUUAUACCUUUGUGAAAAGUGA
Molecule: messenger RNA, 654 nt
Organism: Styela clava
Lineage: Eukaryota; Metazoa; Chordata; Ascidiacea; Stolidobranchia; Styelidae
Source: RefSeq, a predicted model, not a curated record